Molecule: messenger RNA, 2926 nt
Organism: Sinocyclocheilus grahami
Lineage: Eukaryota; Metazoa; Chordata; Actinopteri; Cypriniformes; Cyprinidae
Product: anthrax toxin receptor 1-like
Exons: 16
Coding region: 648-2375 (575 amino acids)
Cellular component (GO): plasma membrane; cell surface
Molecular function (GO): transmembrane signaling receptor activity
Source: RefSeq, a predicted model, not a curated record
AUUGGACUAUUAGAGGACUAUUGUUUUAUAUGUCAGGUUUUCCAGGAAAAAAAAGGUUGGAAUUUGUUCAUAUGUGACGCUGUCAAUAAACAAACAGUUUCACUAACAUUUCUUACCACUAGAUGGCAAAAUAACAACCUUAAUCACUCUUUGGGUUUCUUUAUUGUUUUAAAAAAAGAGGAUGGAAAGUUGUUUUGGAGUCAAGGGGCUGAGAGAGACAAUGAUUUUGCACUGUCUGGCAAAGACACACACACAAACAUAAACACACACAACCACACUCUCUCCCACACUCCAUCAAUCUAGCAGCAACUGGGGCAGCGAGCAGAAGUGUGUCAGACUUUGGGGUGCAUGUGCACAUUUACAUGUGUGCAUUUGCCUUCUAGAAACUUCUUUAUAACCAAGAAUUUUUCUUAGAGACAUUUUCGUUUCUUUUCUUCUGUAAAGCAUUCACUCUGCUGCCACAAGACAGUAGAAGCAAAGACAAAUCUAGUCUUUUGGAGAAUGGUUUCUCCAAAUUAACUCCACAGAACAGCUGCACGGAUUACGGACUGUCAAGGACCCCGUGGAACCUUACUUUUCUCUCAUGGUCGCUUUUGUAUUUUUCCUGUAGUCCUGACUUUUGCUUGACUCAAACAGUGCUUUACAACAUGUGCAGGCUUUGGAGGAUAGCAGUUUUGCUCUGUGUCAAAUUGGUGGACACUGCAAAUGGAAAUACAGGACUCCUGCCUGAAAGAGGGUCAGCAGCUUCCUCCUGCUAUGGGGGUUUUGACCUCUACUUUGUACUAGACAAAUCAGGAAGUGUGCAGCAUCACUGGAAUGAAAUAUAUAACUUUGUGGAACAUCUGGCCCAUAAGUUCAUAAGCCCUCAGUUGCGGAUGUCCUUCAUUGUAUUCUCCGAUCAGGGCAAGAUUUUGAUGCGGCUGACAGAAGACAGGGACCAAAUUCGGAAAGGUUUGGAGGAACUCCAUAAAGUGCGGCCAGGUGGAGACACUUUUAUGCAUGAAGGCAUUCAGCGGGCUAAUCGCUCUCGCAGCCUGGGUGCCUCUGUGUACUGCGUAGGAGUGAAGGAUUUCAAUGAGACUCAGCUGGCCAAGAUUGCUGACAGCAAAGAUCAUGUCUUUCCAGUAAACGACGGCUUUGAAGCUCUACAAGGUGUCAUUGGUUCAAUCUUGAAGAAAUCAUGUAUAGAAAUCCUUGCUGCAGAACCAUCCAGUAUCUGUGCUGGAGAGGCGUUCCAAGUCGUCGUGAGAGGAAAUGGAUUCCUUCAUGCAAGAAAUGUGGACAAGGUUCUUUGCAGCUUCAGAAUAAAUGACACCCUUACCAGAAUGGUGAAGCCAUUGGUAGUGGAGGACACGUAUCUGCUCUGUCCAGCUCCUGUUCUUCGAGAGGAGGGAACGGCAGCCUCCCUUUACGUUAGCAUGAACGAAGGCUUGAGUUUUAUCUCUAGUUCUGUUACUAUCACCACUGUAAGCUGUUCUGAUGGUACGAUCCUGGCCAUAGCGCUACUGAUAGUGAUGCUACUGCUGAUUCUGGCUCUCCUCUGGUGGUUUUGGCCACUCUGCUGCACAGUGAUUAUCCAUGAACCUCCACCACCAAUAGUGGAAGAUAGUUCGGAUGAUGAAGAGGAUGGAACUCCGAAGAAGAAGUGGCCCACAGUCGACGCGUCCUACUAUGGAGGAAGAGGAGUUGGCGGCAUUAAAAGAAUGGAGGUUCGCUGGGGUGAGAGAGGUUCGACCGAGGAGGGUGCUAAACUGGAAAAGGCGAAGAACGCGAGGGUAAAGAUGCCUGAGCAAGAGUUUGAAGCUCCUCCUGCUCGCAUCCUAAAUAAUGGCAUGCGGAAACCUCCAGGCCCUCGUAAAUGGUACUCGCCCAUUAAGGGAAAACUAGAUGCAUUGUGGGUACUUCUGAAGAAAGGGUAUGCCAGAGUGUCUAUCAUGCGACCACAACCUGGAGACAAGGGUCGCUGUAUGAACUUCACUCGCAUCAAGUCUAGUCCCUCUCCACGCUAUCCAUCCUACAACCACCAUUCUUCACCCAUCUACACCCCUCCAUGCACCCUCAGCCCACCCCCUCCUCAGGGCCAGCUGCCCCCUCCUCCACACAGUCCACCCGCCUCCCUGUCCUCCGGCUUUCCUUCGGCGCCUUCUACGCCCCCACCUCACACCAUCAACCCGUCUCCACCCAUCACUCCUCCUCCAUCCUAUUCUCCACCCCCUGUCUGGUCCUCGUCUCCUAACACUCUCUACUUUUCUCUGCCCACAUCUCUGCCCUCUCUUCCACCAUCUCCUCCUGCCUCCCUGCCUCCGCCUCCUCAAGCCCCGCCUCCAGGAAGAGCUCCUCCUCCAGAUCGCCCACCUCCACGACCUUGUGUGUAAUGUGGCACAUUUGAGUGGACUACUACAAGGACUGGAAGUAAACAGGAAAUAUACAUUUACCAUAUCCUCCUCAAGAUUCCGUUGCUGUGUGGCCUAACGCAAUACAACUCGAUACAAAGAUCACCUGUGGCAUCAAGGGCAUUUGCUUCUGUGAAAGAACAAUGAAAUGGAAUACAAGCCACCAUGAAACUCUACAGGGAGCAACACUCAGAAUCACACACCAGGCAUUGCAAAGAAACGGAAAAUUUACAUUCGAGUUUGUCAGCAGACGCCAUUUGUGAGUUUAACCAAGCUUUGAGAAUGGAAGUGGCUGGUUCCAUUAAUGGAUUGGUGGCUGAUUUACAAUUGCAUGCACAUGGGACCAUCUCAUAAAGGAGAUUUCCACAAUAGAGGAAAGAUGAAACUUUUCGGGAACUUUCUGAUUCAGAGCAAUUGAGAAAAUAUAUGCACAUUUUGACUAGCUUCACCAUAUACAGGUCUUUAUUAAAAAGGCAAAACUAAACAUUGGGUCUCAUUUACUAAAAAUUGCGUGGGUUACACUUGUGCGCACA